GGCGAGCAAGGCCAAGGAGGCGACCCAAGCCAAGACCGAGACCCAAGACCAUCGGGCGUGCGGGGUGGCUGCGCGGCGCCCCACACACACUUUCCUCCUGACGGCUCCUGCAGCAGACAUCCACAGCCAUGAGUAUCCUGCAGAAGAUCGCCGACAUAGAGGCCGAGAUGGCCCGGACCCAGAAGAACAAGGCCACCAUGGGCCAUCUGGGUCUCCUCAAGGCCAAACUGGCCAAGUUGAAGCGGGAGCUGAUCACCCCUAAGGGAGGGGGAGCGGCAGCGGGCGAGGGCUUUGACGUGGCCAAGACUGGUGACGCUCGUAUUGGCUUUGUUGGAUUCCCAUCAGUUGGCAAGUCUACUUUGUUGAGCAACCUGGCUGGUGUGUAUUCAGAGGUGGCAGCCUACGAGUUCACCACCCUCACCACGGUGCCGGGCUGCAUCAAGUACAAGGGAGCCAAGAUCCAGUUACUCGACUUGCCUGGAAUCAUUGAGGGAGCCAAGGAUGGUAAGGGACGUGGCAAGCAGGUGAUUGCUGUGGCGCGCACCUGCUCCCUCAUUUUCAUCGUGCUGGAUGUCCUCAAGCCCAUCUUACACAAAAAACUCAUUGAGAAGGAACUGGAGGGAUUCGGCAUCAGAUUGAAUAAGGAGCCACCACAGAUCACAUUUAGGAAGAAGGAGAAGGGUGGCGUGAACCUGCAGUGUGCAGUGCAGCAAAGUGAACUGGACAUGGAACUUGUAAAGACCAUCCUUGCUGAGUACCGCAUCCACAAUGCGGACAUUGUGCUCAAAUAUGAUGCCAAUGCUGACGACCUCAUAGAUGUGAUUGAAGGCAACCGGGUGUACAUUCCCUGCAUAUACCUCCUUAACAAAAUUGACCAGAUAAGCAUUGAGGAGCUGGACAUCAUCUACAAAAUCCCUCACUGCGUGCCCAUUUCUGCUCACCACAAAUGGAACUUUGAUGACUUGCUGGAGAGGAUGUGGGAGUACCUCAACCUCUGUAGAAUCUACACCAAACCCAAAGGGCAGCUCCCAGACUACAGUGCUCCUGUUGUGCUACAUGCUGAUAAGAGAACUGUUGAGGACUUUUGCAACAAAAUCCACAGAACAAUCAUCAGGGAAUUCAAAUAUGCCUUGGUGUGGGGAAGUUCUGUCAAGCACCAGCCGCAGAAAGUGGGGAAGGAGCAUGUUCUCAAUGAUGAAGAUGUGGUCCAGAUUUGCAAGAAAGUCUAGGGUCAGUGAGGGUGAUAUUAAUGCCAAGCUAUAUUGGAAAUGGGUGGAAGUAAGUAAGGUACAUGGUGAAAUGUUUGUUUCUCCAUUGUUGCUGUGUGAUAAUUUCAAGUCUUGGAGCAUCUGCCUCUCACAGGAUGCAGUUGAUAUAGACUUUCCAAGUUUCUUGAAAAUGGGUUGCAAAAAGUGGAAAAAAACUCAAAUAAUAUUGCACUUGUUAUUAAUGUUUGUAUUAUUCUCAGAAUAUUUGAUGCUGUAAAUCCUAACUCUUGUUUUAUGUCAUCAUAGAUCUAUACCAAGACAAGAUUGAAUUUAUCGCUUCUUAAAGAAUUUACUGCCCCUUUGAACUAUGAUGAACACUCAAUCUUGUUACUUAAGCAACAUUCUGGUUGACUCCCUCACAGCCUUGCAUCUAAGAUAGGUACUUGUAAGAAAAGUUGUUUUAUUUUGUGCACUUCUCUACAAUCAUCUCCUGUUCUUUUUUUGUGAUAUCAAUAGUUUUCUUUUCUGAUAUUAGUAGAAAAAUAUUGUGCAUUUCAUUAGAUGCUUGAACUUACAUCAGAUUUAAAUUCAAGAGUUCAAAGGGUUCAGAAUGUAAUAUUUUGAAACUACACCUGAUUUUCUUUAAAUGUUUUUAUAAUUUAAUCAGGACUGUUGUAAUACUGGUGUACUGAAAACAUUUGACAUUGUGUAAUGUUUGAAUGUAUUUGUACUUUUUUUAUCACAAAGAAAAGUGCCUUUAUUUUCCUUUCAUUAUUGUGACCCCACUGUGUGGGCAAUUUUCAAUGAAGUGAGAAAGAAAGGAAUACAACAUG
Messenger RNA from Eriocheir sinensis (Chinese mitten crab), 2041 nucleotides. It is a transcript of the gene 128up, whose product is annotated as GTP-binding protein 128up-like. The coding region runs from base 129 to 1229 and encodes 366 amino acids. The transcript has 9 exons. Gene Ontology annotation, biological process: cytoplasmic translation. NCBI's taxonomy places the organism in Eukaryota, Metazoa, Arthropoda, Malacostraca, Decapoda, Varunidae. The record is from RefSeq and is a predicted model, not a curated record. Gene Ontology annotation, molecular function: GTP binding; GTPase activity. Gene Ontology annotation, cellular component: cytoplasm.